AUGCCUUCUGCCGUCGAAUACCUCACCAGCCCUCAACAGAAUUUCAGCUACGAGUCUGACCCCAUUGCAGCCAUGACAUCGUAUGCUCGAAUGAUGCACAUGCACACAAAGCAGCAAAUGGACGCGGCAACACGGUCAGCACGCCGACGAAGUCCACCCAUCGGUGUCGAUGCCCACCCCGAGUCCGGAGUACUCUCCAAACAGAGCACACACAGCAGUAACUCGUCACGAGCAUCUUUCUAA
Messenger RNA from Fonsecaea multimorphosa CBS 102226, 243 nucleotides. RefSeq lists its product as uncharacterized. The coding region runs from base 1 to 243 and encodes 80 amino acids. The record is from RefSeq and is a predicted model, not a curated record. The transcript has a single exon. Lineage: Eukaryota; Fungi; Ascomycota; Eurotiomycetes; Chaetothyriales; Herpotrichiellaceae.